ACUGAUUUAUUUUUUUCUCGUUCUCAAUCCAUCGAGAAAUUCCACGUCCAUCUAAACCAACCUGAUCAUUCUGACGAAAACACAGUAAAUACAACCUUGUGAAUCUAGCUAUACUUUUUUAGAUACUUUUAAAUCAUGCCAUUGAGACUGGAUGUGAAGAGAACCUUAUCUGCUCGAUCAGACAGGGUUAAAUGUGUUGAUCUCCAUCCUUCAGAACCAUGGAUGCUUGCAGCUUUGUAUAAUGGAAACUGCCAUGUAUGGAAUCAUGCAAGUCAAACGUUGAUUAAAUCGUUUGAAGUAACUGAUUUGCCAGUACGAUGUGGCAAGUUUGUUGCCAGAAAGAAUUGGAUUGUUACAGGAUCAGAUGAUAUGAUGAUUCGCGUUUUCAAUUAUAACACAUUAGAAAGGGUACAUGGCUUUGAAGCACAUUCAGAUUACUUACGAUGCUUACAAGUCCAUCCUACACAAUCAUAUCUUAUAUCAAGCAGUGAUGAUAUGUCAAUCAAACUGUGGGAUUGGGAUAAGAAAUGGCAAUGCGUGCAGACCUUUGAUGGCCACACUCACUAUGUGAUGCAAAUAGUAAUCAAUCCAAAAGACAAUAACCAGUUUGCUAGUGCUUCUCUGGAUCGUACGAUCAAGGUGUGGCAACUUGGUUCACCUCAUCCAAAUUUCACCCUAGAGGGUCAUGAGAAGGGUGUAAAUUGUGUUGACUACUUCCAUGGUGGUGAAAAACCAUACCUUGUGUCUGGGGCUGAUGAUCGUCUUGUGAAGAUUUGGGAUUACCAGAAUAAAACUUGUGUUAAGACUCUCGAAGGUCAUGCUCAAAAUGUUUCUUCUGUGCUAUUUCACCCUGAACUGCCUAUCGUUUUGUCGGGUUCUGAAGACGGCACUGUUCGUGUAUGGCAUGCAAACACGCACAGAUUAGAAAGCACGUUAAAUUACGGAAUGGAACGAGUUUGGAGUAUGUCAGCCAUGAAAGGCAACAACAACAUUGCCAUCGGAUAUGAUGAAGGAAGCAUCAUGGUGAAAUUAGGUAGAGAAGAACCAGCAAUGUCAAUGGACAACAGUGGAAAAAUAAUCUUUGCAAAACACAGUGAAAUAUUACAAGCUAACCUUAAGAACUUAGGAGACACAGAAUGUAAGGAUGGUGAGAGAUUGCCAGUUGCAGUCAAAGAGAUGGGCUCGUGUGAAAUUUAUCCACAAACACUUUCACAUAAUCCUAAUGGAAGGUUUGUUGUUGUUUGCGGUGAUGGAGAGUACAUCAUAUACACAGCUAUGGCGCUUCGUAAUAAAAGUUUUGGUUCUGCUCAAGAAUUCGUCUGGGCUGCAGACUCAUCAGAAUAUGCUGUACGUGAGAACAGUAAAGUGAAAAUCUUCAAGAACUUUAAAGAAAAGAAAUCAUUUAAACCGGAUUAUGGAGCUGAGAAUAUCUACGGUGGUUUUCUAUUGGGAGUCAGAUCAUCUAGUGGCUUAUCAUUUUACGAUUGGGAAACACAAGAGCUUGUGCGACGUAUUGAAAUUCAACCAAAGACAGUUGUUUGGUCUGAGAACGGCGAAAUGUGCUGUAUCACAACAGAUGAGUCUUACUUCAUCUUGAAGUACAUUCAAGAUAAUGUUACAGCUGCAAUGGAGAACAAGGAUGAACUGAUCACUGAAGAUGGUGUCGAAGACGCGUUCGAUGUGCUUGGAGAAAUAGAGGAAGUUGUAAAAACUGGUAUCUGGGUUGGUGAUUGUUUUAUUUACACAAAUUCAGUGAAUCGUUUGAACUACUAUGUUGGUGGGGAGAUCGUUACAGUUUCUCAUCUCGACAAGAGCAUGUACCUUCUCGGUUACAUUCCAAAAGACAAUCGUUUGUACCUUGCCGACAAAGAACUAAAUGUUGUCAGCUAUCAUCUUUUGCUGUCUGUGCUGGAAUAUCAAACGGCCGUGAUGAGGAAAGAUUUCGAAACUGCAAAGGUUGUGUUGCCGACUAUUCCUAAGGAACAGCGAAAUCGGGUUGCGCAUUUCUUGGAGAAACAGGGUUUCAAGCAGCAAGCUCUUCACGUUUCCUGUGAUCCUGAGCAUAAGUUUGAAUUGGCCGUACAGCUAGGUGAUUUAAGAACAGCUUAUGAUAUUGCUAUGGAAGCAGAGUCCGAACAGAAAUGGAAGCAUUUAGCUGAGCUAGCUAUCCAAAAAUGUGAGUUCGCACUUGCUCAAGAAUGUCUCUACAAAGCACAAGACUACGCAGGUUUACUCUUGCUAGCCAGUUGUUCAGGCGAUGCUGUCACGAUGGAGAAGCUGGCUGUGGACGCUGAGAAAAAUGGGAAAUAUAAUGUAGCAUUCUUGGCUUAUCAUUCCCUAGGAAGAUUAGAAGAAUGUUUAGAACUAUUGUGCAAAUCAAAUCGCCUACCUGAGGCAGCCUUCCUUGCUCGCACUUACCUGCCAAGCCAUGUACCUCGAGUGGUUCAAAUGUGGAAGGAGGAUUUGGCAAAAACAAACAAAAAAGCAGCAGACGCGCUAGCUGAUCCUACACAAUACGGAAAUCUUUUCCCUGACAUUCAAGAAGCUAUAAAAGCCGAAGAGUUGUUAAAAGCUGACAGAUUAAACCUUCGUCCUGCAGCGGACUACAAAACAAUGCCGAACAACUUGGAACGAAAUGCUUUGGAGGAAGUCCGACAGCACGAAGAAGCUGGUGGUACAGUACAGGGCAUUGUAAGUCAAACAGAAUCCCUGAAUUUGUUGUCUGACGAGCCAGCAAGUCCGCCCACUGAAGCACUAACGCCCGAUACCACCGAAGCGAACGAUACGCCCGUUAAAACAGACCCGGUCGCCGUUGAUAAACCACCAGAGGAACAGAAAGGAAAAGAGAGGGCGGAUAGUAUCGAUUUGGAAAUUGGUAGCGACAUCGACGAUGUUGACUUAGGGGAUCACGAUGUUGACGACUUGGAUCUUGAUGAUCUAGAUGACGACGAUCUAUCUUAACCGCAUCUAGCGUGAAGUAUGGCGUGCCAACUCGAAGCACAUAAUGUUAAUGUUGUUUAUUUCUUAGAAUAUUUGAUUUAGGAAAAAAACAGCAAUCCGCUAAUUCUGUUGAACUAAUUUCCAAGCUUCUCGGGUGAAUUAAUAUUCUUCAAAAUUUAAUUUUUCUUUUAAACGAGUAAAAUUGGAUUUGGUUAAAGCAUUGGUUAGAGAAUGAAUCCGUUUUUAGUGUUCAGCUCGAAAUUGUAUUUAUUACCUUAAAAUUGUAUCCGUCAAUGAUUGUGAAAGGAUGGAGCUUGGGGGUAUGACUUUUGUCUAAGUCAAAAACUUUUCACAUUUAAAUGGCUAUUUUUGUUUAUUAUUAUAAGAUAGGGAAAUCAUUACGUAAAUAAAUUUAAAUUUUCGUUA
This is a messenger RNA of Hydractinia symbiolongicarpus, 3366 nucleotides long. Its product is annotated as coatomer subunit beta'-like. Gene Ontology annotation, cellular component: COPI vesicle coat. The transcript is spliced from 25 exons. The record is from RefSeq and is a predicted model, not a curated record. Bases 136 to 2961 code for a protein of 941 amino acids. NCBI's taxonomy places the organism in Eukaryota, Metazoa, Cnidaria, Hydrozoa, Anthoathecata, Hydractiniidae. Gene Ontology annotation, molecular function: structural molecule activity; protein binding. Gene Ontology annotation, biological process: endoplasmic reticulum to Golgi vesicle-mediated transport; intra-Golgi vesicle-mediated transport; retrograde vesicle-mediated transport, Golgi to endoplasmic reticulum.